Colletotrichum phormii is the source of this 1285-nucleotide messenger RNA. RefSeq names its product class II aldolase and Adducin domain-containing protein. The transcript is spliced from 3 exons. Gene Ontology annotation, cellular component: cytoskeleton. The coding region runs from base 189 to 1091 and encodes 300 amino acids. Lineage: Eukaryota; Fungi; Ascomycota; Sordariomycetes; Glomerellales; Glomerellaceae. The record is from RefSeq and is a predicted model, not a curated record. Gene Ontology annotation, molecular function: actin filament binding.
CAACUCAUGCGGAGUAACCGCCAUUCGGUAUCACACUGCUCACUGACUCAACGAUUUCAUUCCUCCAAAGGCACCAAGCGAGAGACAAUCUCGUAUGUUGGGUUGAUAAGAAGACGCAGCUGUGCAAGAGCAAGGACACCUCCCGUUGACGGCAUAUCGCAGUUGAGAGCAGUACCAGAUCGCCCACUAUGUCAACUACCACAGCCGUCACAUCAUCCGCACCCGCACAAGCACCACCGGCACCGACGCCGCUCGGUUCGGCGCUGGACUCGGGCAAGGCGGGUAGCGGCAAGGUCAAGCGCCUACACCAAAUCCCGGUUCCCGAAUCCAAAGAAGCCGCCCAGAAAUGGCAGCUGGAACAGAUGGCGGCCGCGUUUCGCAUCUUUGCAAAGUUGGGCUUCUCUGAUGGCAGCAGUGGUCACAUCAGUCUACGAGAUCCUAUUAGGCCGGACACGUUCUGGAUCAACCCGUAUGGAGUGCACUUUGGUGUGCUUAAGGUGUCGGACAUGGUCCACAUUGACGAGGACGGCAACCGUAUCGGCGGUGCCGAUAAGCCGGUAAAUACCGCCGGCUUCACCAUUCACUCCGUUCUCCACAAGAGGAGGCCGGAUAUCAAUGCUGCCUGCCACAUGCACAGCCCGUAUGGCCGGGCGUGGAGCACCUUCGGACGUCCGAUCGACAUGCUUAACCAAGACUCGUGCAUGUUCUACAACGAUCUCUCAAUUUAUGAAGGGUUCGGCGGCGUCGUACUGGCAAAAGAAGAGGGCGAGCACAUAGCCGACGCCCUCGGUCCCACCAACAAGAACAUCAUCCUUCAGAAUCAUGGACUGCUCACCGCCGGCGGGACUGUGGCUGAGGCAGCUGCCUUCUUCAUCGCCCUCGAGCGUUCUUGCCAGUCUCAGUUCCUCGUGGAGCAGGCUGUUGCUCCUGGAACCAAUGGUGCUGCCGGUGGAUUGAAGAAGACGUUUGUCGGCGAGGAGGAAGCACAGUACACAAAGGAUGGCACUGGUACGCCUGAAGUCAUGUACAUGCAAUUUGUGCCAGAGUAUCAGUUGAUUCUGAAGGAGUCAGGGGGUGACUUUUUGUCUUGAGACUGUGUAGGUAGACUUGUCUUGGAAUAAUGAAAGAGAAAAAAAGUCCUUCCAAUCAGCUUUCUCAACGAGACUGUGAUUGCUGAAUGUCUGUUCAUCAUCCUCCCUAUUCCCGCUCCCAGCGCCUCAAGAUCCUCAGCCACAGCUGAACUGAAUCAACAACACCCCCCAGGAGUGACCGUUGUCUUGUUGGC